AUGAACGUGGUAUCUGAUUCUAAUCAUCAUGGAACUGAAAAAAAACAAAAUUGCAAGAGUACAGGUCAAACCAGAAUCUCAAGUAAUGGUGGUAAAAAAUCAUCAACACGAAAUAGUCCAACAAAUACUCAUAUCCAACUCAAUCAAAAUCCAUCUGAUUCCAUACCAGUCAAAGUUAUGUCACCAAACGUCAAUCCUGGUGAUACUGGAGAUGGUAAAAAAUCAUCAACACGAAGGAGUCCAACUAAUACUCACAUCCAACUCAAUCAAAAUCCAUCUGAUUCCAUACCAGUCAACGUUAUUUCAUCAAACGUCAAUCCUGGUGAUACUGGAGAUGGUAACAAAUCAUCAACACGAAAUAGUCCAACUAAUACUCACAUCCAACUCAAUCAAAAUCCAUCUGAUUCCAUAUCAGUCAACGUUAUUUCAUCAAACGUCAAUCCUGGUGAUACUGGAGAUGGUAACAAAUCAUCAACACGAAAUAGUCCAACUGAUACUAAUAUCCAACUUAAUCAAAAUCUAUCUGAUUCCAUACCAGUCAAAGUUAUGUCACCAAACGUCAAUCCUGGUGAUACUGGAGAUGGUAAAAAAUCAUCAACACGAAAUAGUCCAACUGAUACUAAUAUCCAACUUAAUCAAAAUCUAUCUGAUUCCAUACCAGUCAAAGUUAUGUCACCAAACGUCAAUCCUGGUGAUACUGGAGAUGGUAAAAAAUCAUCAACACGAAAUAGUCCAACUAAUACUCACAUCCAACUCAAUCAAAAUCCAUCUGAUUCCAUACCAGUCAAAGUUAUGUCACCAAACGUCAAUCCUGGUGAUACUGGAGAUGGUGCAAUUUUAAGCACUACAAAUCAAAAACCAAUGGAACAAAUACACCAUCGACAAUCUGGUCAACCUAAUCAUCCGGAUCAAACUUUCAAUAUCAGCUCGGCUUAUUUAUCAAGUGAACAACCAAGACCACCAGUGUCUCACCAACCUCUCCAGAACACCAAUUUCAAUUCACAAAAUCAGCCCUAUCAACAUGAAACUUAUCAUCCUACAUCACCAAAUCAACAACUGUUUAAUCCCAAUAUUUAUACAGAACUUCUUCCUCCUCAACAAUCUAGACCAUUUGAUCAAUCAUUACACUAUUUUAAUAUUCAUUCAGAAUACCGACCUUUUGAACAACCUGGCCCACUUGAACAAUCAUUGCAUAAUCCCGACUUUCAUUCAGAAUAUUCACCUUCUCAACAUUUUUAA
This is a messenger RNA of Aphidius gifuensis, 1239 nucleotides long. Its product is annotated as probable inactive serine/threonine-protein kinase lvsG. Lineage: Eukaryota; Metazoa; Arthropoda; Insecta; Hymenoptera; Braconidae. The transcript has a single exon. The record is from RefSeq and is a predicted model, not a curated record. The coding region runs from base 1 to 1239 and encodes 412 amino acids.